ACAGACUGAUGUUUAUUUACAGACAGGUGUUUCUCAGAAUGAAAAUGAAAGUUGGACAAUCGAUCAAUUCUUCUUUAGAAAAUGGCCAGAUCAUGACAUUCCACAACAUGCAGAAUAUAUAUUAAACUUUAUACAUGCUAUUAAGAGCAUGGAUAUAAAAUACCCUGUGGUCGUACAUUGCAGUGCUGGUGUCGGUCGUACCGGAACUUACAUUUGCAUUGACAUUCUUCUCAAUGAAAUGUUGAGUGGUGAAGCUAUUGAUGUAUUGGCAUGUGUUACGAAGCUUCGGGAGGAGAGGAUGCAUAUGGUCCAGAAAAGGAUACAGUUGGAGUUUAUAUAUGAUGUUUUAGUCGAGAACAUUCUCACCGGAGAUUACGACAUCGAUGUCAGUAACAUUCCAGAAGAAUUCUCUAGAAUAAAGGAAACUGAUAAUUCAUCAAGAGUAUCAAUUUUGGAGCAUCAGUUUCAGGAUGUGAUUAAUCAAAAGUGAACAUACAUGAAUUGAACUUUGCUUAAAAGAGGAUGAGUUAGCGAAAUUCAAUAUGAACGGGGUAUUCAUCGAUGGGCCUUCAUGUGAAAAUGAAUUUCUUGUAACGGAAAUACCAGAAGAAGGUAAAACAGUAUAUUUCCUGAAAUGCCUGAUCAACAAAGGUUAUCUCAAUAUCGUGGCAUUCUUUGAUCCAAGUGGGGAUCCACCUAAUUACUUGCCAAGAACACUGAACGAAUCAAUUAAACUGGGUCAGUAUCUCAUAGAACUAGUUAGUGUUGAGGAUAAAGGUAUAUGUAUACACAGUGCUUUAAAGGUUAGGUUCCAUAACAAGAAAAUGUCGAGGAUCGAAGAAUAUGAGAUCAGUCACUUCCUGGUUACCAUAUGGGUGGAUGAAAAUUAUCCAUCAUGUGCCGAUGUUUUAAAACUAAGUAACAUGCUAAGAACCCAUCAAAACGAGCAGUUCAAUAAAAAAUUUGCCAUACACUCAAGUGACAAGUUUCACAAAAGUGGUUUGCUGUGCAUCAUUCACAUUUUAAAAGAUGCAAUAACCAGUCAGUCAGUAAUCAACAUAGUACGGUUAGUUCGACUGAUCAAGAAAAUAGAACCAAAUAUUAUACCUGACUGUGAGUCCUACGCUUACAUUUGGGAAGUUGCUGAAUACUUGCAAAAAGAAUCGAUUUUAUACUCAAAUUUCGUACAGUGAUACAUGGGUGGAUGGUGUGAAUGUUUUUAUAGUACCCACAUUAUAGAUGUUACAUGUUAUGAGUUAAGCGGCGAUGUAUGCAAAAAAAAUUAUUUCCUUUUUGGAUAAAGAAAACCAAAGGUUAGCGGCAAUUGCUUGUAUCUCUCAAAGGGAAUGGAAACAUUUUCAAGAAACUGGUAGUUAAAUUAUUGACCCUGAGACAAAGUCAACCCUGACGGAAUUUGAACUCAGAACGUAGCGGCAGACGAAAUGCCGUUAAGCAUUUGGUCCGGCGUGCUACGAUUCUGCCAGCUCGCUGCCUUAAAACUAAUAAUAAUGUUAAAAGGAAACAUCGUCUCACCUUUUGUUGAAGUAAAUAUUGAAAAUUCAUCUUUGUUUGCACAUACAGGCCAACUAUGUGACAUAGUUCUGUGAUAAUACAUUAUGCUAAUUACAAUGACCAAAAUUUAUCCGGUACAGCCUUAAAAAAAUUUCACUGAAUUUAUGGUUUUUGAAAAGCCAAAAGAUGUUUAUUCUUGCCUACAGAUAACCGUUUAUUUUUCUCUCCCCUAGAGAAGUCAAUUAACUUUGAAAUAUUAAAAUUAAUUUCUUGAAAUGAUUUUCUUUUUCGAUUGAGACUUCGCAACAAUUGCUGAUAAAUUCUUUUUUCUCUGUCUCCAACUGGGAAGAAAAUUUCAUUGAAUAAUUAAUCUUUUCCUUUUUCUUGUGUAUGUGUACGACAUUCAGUAAAUCGUCGCUUAACUUCGGGUCAUUUACCCUUUUGAGUUAUUUCCCUUAUCCCAAUUUUUAAAAAGAAUUUAUAUCUCACAGCAUAUAUUUUUACUUAUUUGAUUUCUUACAGUCAGCCUCUCUUUUCUUCUCACCAUUUUUUAAUAUUUUCUUCUUUAUAUCUCUCAAUACGUUUUUUCUAUUUUCUUUAUUCUUACUUUUUUUUACUUAAUAUAUUUAAUCAACAUAUUCGGGCUUUUAAUUUUUAUUAAUACCAUAUAACGCAUGACACAGAAAUUCAGGCAGUAACCUUCAAUUAUUGCGAAACAGAGACAAGAAACUAAUUCGUUUAUAACUGCUAUCUUCUUAAUUGCAAUACCACCACUAUCAUCUCAAUUCAUUUACCAUAUCACUUGCCUCUAUUCGUAUACGGUUGGUGGCUUCUUUCAUAUACUGUUGCUGCCAUUUCAGUUAACGGUGUCCUUCAGUUCAAAGACCACUGGUGUCUUCCUAUUUCAUAUACCAUGGUGCCCUGACUAUUGAAACAUUACGGCUAUCAUAUCAAUACGUAUAAAAUUGUUGUAUUCUCUAUCCAAACACCCUUGAUAUCUAUCGCAUUUAUAUACAGUUUGUAUUCUCUCCGAUUAGAUUCAUAUCCCAAGCGUUCUUCAAAAGUCAUAUGCUGAGUAUUUUUCUCUCAGAUCAUACACGUCAAAUGUUGCUCUGUCUUUAUCGCUAAUGUCUUCUCCAUUCAUUUACAACCAUUGCUUUCUCGAUUCAUAGACAUGAAGUUGGUGUCAAUAUCGUUGUUUAUAUCAUGAAAAAAAUAGUCAAUAAUAUCUUAAUUCAGUCACCUACAUUUUGCUUGGUACUCACAAGAAAUCUUCCGUAAUAUCAGCAUUAAUGACCAACGUUGUCUAUAUGUUAAAAGCAAUAUAAUUGUGUAAUCUUUUUUGUAAUCUGUAUCAAUAAAGAUAUAAUUAUAAACUCUGUCCACUCAUACAAAAUAAUAAAAUUAUCUAUUUCUAUAAAC
Molecule: messenger RNA, 2934 nt
Organism: Octopus sinensis (East Asian common octopus)
Lineage: Eukaryota; Metazoa; Mollusca; Cephalopoda; Octopoda; Octopodidae
Exons: 10
Coding region: 543-1193 (216 amino acids)
Biological process (GO): protein dephosphorylation
Molecular function (GO): protein tyrosine phosphatase activity
Source: RefSeq, a predicted model, not a curated record